Messenger RNA from Didymodactylos carnosus, 495 nucleotides. The record is from the annotation of a GenBank genome assembly. Lineage: Eukaryota; Metazoa; Rotifera; Eurotatoria; Philodinida; Philodinidae.
AUGCAUUCUUUCCAAUGGUGUGGCUUACAAGUUCAGCGAUAUUUUUAUCUGGGUUUUCCAAAGAUAUCUUAUGGUGAAGUUUAUUUGGCCUUGAGUUAUCUACCAACAGCUGAACGAUUGACAAUUAGUGCAUUGAAACUAAGAUGGUUUUUUAAAGUGGAUAAAACCGAAAGAACUGAUGCUCUUUUGACGUUUACAUUUUUUCAUGAUGGACGACGAUUUUAUCAACAAAAACUCGAUCCUGUUCAAAUAUUGGAUGAUGUAAAAGAUAAAGAAUGCGAAAUGAAAACUAUCGUAACAAGUUCAGUUCCAAAAGAUGAUAUUAGAAAUAUAAAUUUACAUAUUGGUUUUAAUAUUUAUCUUUCUAUAUCAAAAGAAUCAAUUAAUUGUGGAUCAAUUGUUCUUGGAGAAAAAACACGAUUUGAAGUGGAUUGGACACGAAUGAUUGAUCAACCAAGACAAGUACAUAAUGCAUGGUAUCCACUCUACGGCUAA